AUGCUCGUCGACAGCACCCUCUCGUGGCGCGGCCAAGGGGCAAAGUCGGGGAUCCUGGUGGCGGUGCUGCUGGUGUGGGAGCUGCCGACGGAGGAGGUGUGUGCGCGCCAGCUGUGGCACUACCUGCUGGGCUACGUGGCGCUGCUGGCCGGCUGCCUGCUGCUCGAGGCGCUCAUCUCGGCCGUCGCCAUGCGCGGCUCCAUCCUCGACACCGAGGCGCGCGCCUCCAUGCAGUACCUGCUCUACGUCAGGCUCGGAAUCAUGUGCCUGGAGCUGAUCUGGCUGGUGGCCGGGGUCGUUUGGCUGGCCUACCACUACCGGCAGUGCCCCGCCCACUCUGCCAAGGAGGUCGCCCUAGGUCUGGUGAUCUGCAACUGGUGCGUCCUCCUCAGCAUCCUGAUGACCGUGUGGUGCACAUUCGAUGCGGCGGGCCGCUCCUGGGUCAAGAUGAAGGAGUACCAGCGCAGUACCAGGGACGCAGACUCCAGGAGGCCCUACCGCCGCUCCACCAGCACCAGCCGCAACUGGAGGCAGAGGAAGGUGAUCCGGGCGUACCAAGACAGCUGGAAUCACCGGUGUAGACUGCUCUUCUGCUGCAUGGGGAACAGCGACAGGAACCGGAACUCGUUCGCGGACAUCGCGCGUCUGCUGUCCGAGUUCUUCCGCGACCUGGACGUGGUGCCUUCCGACGUGGUGGCCGGCCUGGUGCUGCUCAGGAAGUUCCAGAAGAUCGAGCGCGAAGCCGUCGUCAAGGAGCGCAGGAACGACACGUACGAGUUCCUGUCCGGGGUGCCGGUGACGCCGGCCACGCAGUUCGUCGCGCUGACCGAGGCGGCCGACCUGGGCCGCUUCCAGGACGCCGUCCACUACAUGCACUUCGCGCUCGCAGCCUACGGCUGGCCCAUGUUCCUCGUCACCUACAGCGCCACCGGCGUCUGCCAGCUCUGCGCCUCCAUCAGGUGUUCUUGCCUGUGGUGCUCGCCGCCCAAGGACCCGGCGGUCAUCGUCGAGGACAACUGCUGCCGCUGCAACUACGCGGCGCUGCGGCGCAUGGUGGACGUGGGCGACGUCGCCGUCGUGUACGCCACCUACCACGUCGACGUCGGCGAGACGCCCUUCUUCGUCGCCGUCGACUACACCAAGCGCAAGGUCGUCAUCAGCAUACGAGGCACCCUGUCGCUCCAGGACGUGAUCACGGACCUGAACGCUGAGGGUGAGCCGCUGCCGCUGGACCCGGUUCGCGAAGACUGGCUGGGUCACAAGGGCAUGGUGCAGGCGGCCGAAUACAUCCGGCAGAAGCUGCGCGAGGAGUGCAUCCUGGAGGCUGCGUUCGGGCACGACCCGGAGCGCGGGUCUGCCGGCUUCGAGCUGGUGCUGGUGGGCCACAGCCUGGGCGCCGGCACCGCCGCCAUCCUGGCCAUCCUGCUGCGCCAGCACCACCCCACGCUCACCUGCUUCGCCUACUCGCCGCCCGGCGGCACGCUCAGCAUGCCCGCCGCGGAGCACAGCAAGCAGUUCAUCACGUCCGUGGUGGUGGGCAAGGACGUGGUACCGCGCAUCGGCCUCCACCAGCUGGAGUCGCUACGCGCCGACCUCAUCAACACCAUCAAGCGCAGCAAGGACCCCAAGUGGAAGACCAUCUUCUGCAGCGCGGUGUGCUGCGGCUGCGCGCCGAUGCCGACGUCGGCGGCGGAGCUGCAGGGCGACUCCAGCCUGUGCGAGUACCGGCGCGAGCGGCAGGCGGCGCGGGCGGCGGGGGCGGCCGCCGUCCACCCCUCCGACCCCAGCAUCGCGCUCACCGUGCACCAGCCGCUCUACCCGCCGGGCCGCAUCAUACACGUGGUGCGGCACCACCCCUCCAAGGGAGAGCAGAAAUAUGAGAAGCGAUGGAGGCAGGUGCUGAACAAGCACGAGCCUGUCUACCAGGCCGUGUGGGCGAACACGACUGACUUUGAUGAGGUCCUCAUCUCACCAGUCAUGAUACAGGACCACAUGCCUGAUAACGUGCUUGAUGCUCUCAAUAAGGUUAUAACGACGGUGGGGCCGGCCAAGCCGCGGCGGGCGUCGGCGUGCGCGUCGUCGACGCCGGCCGAGCACCUGCAGCCGCUGCUGGCCGCCGCCCCCGCCGCCUCCGCCCCCGCCGCCGCCGCCGCCGCCCCCGCGACCUCGCCCGGCUCGCCCAAGGCGUCGACGCCGCCGCACCGGCUGUGCCUCGAGACGAGCUUCACGUCGCUGCAGAGCCCCGGCUCGGAGCCGCAGCAGCUGCAGCUGCAGGCCGCACCGGACGCCGCGUCGCUGCCCUGCGGCCGGCAGAGCGCCGCCACCGCGGGGCCGCUCGGCUGGGAGUUCCCCGCGCUGCUGCUGCACGACGACCAGGUGACGAUCCCGGCGCAGGACGGCCUGCACGACGAGUGGUUCGGGCUGGCGCCGCUGGCCACCCCCGAGUCGCUGUCCGAGGUGUCGAGCAUCAGCUCGCGCGCCAGCUGGCUGCUCGCCGACGGGCCCGCGCCGCCCCCGCCGCCCCCGCCCUCCGCCUCGACGCCCAGCGCCUCCGCCGCCUCGGCGGCCACCCGGCCGGCCACCUCGUCGGCCGACGACCUGAGCUUCGCGUCGGCGCGCCAGACGACGGCGACGGCCACCUCGAGCGACGACUGGGAGCGCACCAGCGGCCGGCGCACCUCCAGCGAGGCCUUCCUCAGCGUGCGCGGCACGCCCUCCUCCUCCGACGACUCGGUGAGUACCCCAGCAGGCGGCGCAGGCACCAGCUGCACGAACCACUUGUGA
Messenger RNA from Schistocerca piceifrons (Central American locust), 2784 nucleotides. RefSeq names its product diacylglycerol lipase-alpha (gene inaE). The coding region runs from base 1 to 2784 and encodes 927 amino acids. Gene Ontology annotation, biological process: lipid metabolic process. NCBI's taxonomy places the organism in Eukaryota, Metazoa, Arthropoda, Insecta, Orthoptera, Acrididae. The transcript has 17 exons. The record is from RefSeq and is a predicted model, not a curated record. Gene Ontology annotation, cellular component: postsynaptic membrane; dendrite membrane.